AAUCCCCACCUCCAUUGUAUGGAUGUAGUAUAUCUUCUGCCUGGUGGAACUUCUACCUUCGAUUCGUAAAAUUUUGUUUUAACAAUAGCCAGACCGGCAGUUUCGAUUUGGCAACUGAAUUAUCCUACCUCUCUUAGGUACAGCUAAACACCAGACAUCAAAAUUUUAUCUGCCGGUUCCUGCGCACUCUCAAACUCAGAAUUGUAUCAGUCUCAACGUUGCCAUUCGUGUGCUAGUAGUUGCCGCAUAUAUUUCCAUCAGCCAUGGCUUCACCCGAUUUUGAUCAAGAACACAUCAACAACCUGCCGAAUGGCAUUCAUCAGGAAAUCUUCAGCUAUCUCCCUCUGGAGGAUCGCAAAACGGCUGCGUUGGUGUGCCGCCUCUGGGAGCAGGAAGCUUUCUCUGUGCGGCUGCUAACCAAUGUCCAACUUUGUGUAACCUGCCAACUGAUGAAGAGCUGGGCGACAACUAUUUCCGUGCUUCGGAAUAGUACACGAAAGUAUCGGAACGUCAUAUUUAGACUGUGCGAUGGUGACAUUUGUAGUCACGUUGAGUACCCGCUCAUCGUGGAUGUUUUGAACCAAUUCGGCUCGACGAUCGAGGGAUUCGUCAUGAAACAUGGUUGUUCGGCCAAUCGGUUGAAAAGAUUCGCAGAUAGGAUGCCUAAUUUGAAGAGCAUGACAGCGUAUGUGACGGAGUUGGAAAAUCUUCGGGAUGAGCCGAUUAAGUUUCCAGAGGAUAACAUCCUUAAAAAUCAACAGUUUGAUAUGCUCCGCGUGGCGCCGAAUUUACAGCAGCUGCGUAUAUUCUUCAUUAGUUCAAAAGAACAUGUUCGGGCACUGGAAAUGCUGAAGGCUUAUGCGAACCAACUGAAGAUGCUUGAUUUGAGAGUCUUAUACGCUUGGCUUCCUAUAGAUGAACUGCGACUGGAAAAAAUGGAAAUUCUGAAGCUUCAGGGAGGAUCACGUGAGUUCGAAGUGCAUAGACUGCAUCGCCUGCUGAAAAGGCUGCGGGAGUUGAAGGCAGUUCAUUUGGGUAUAAAUAUAUAUCAAUCCACACUGGAAGUUAUAUCCAGUAGCUGUCCUAAGCUGAACACGCUUGAUAUACGAUCUGAUUAUUUGGAGGUCGGCGCAUUAAAGCAUUUGAAUAAUAUGCCAAAUCUACAGACUUUUAUGGUGAACCGUCUUCACGAAACAUUCUUGGAAGUAUCCGAGCCAGUCAUUGUAGGCAUCAAAGAACUGCAUCUUCUCGUGGGUAGUACCGCAUUGAGUAAUCACGCGUACGCGAACAAACUCGCCAAAGUAUUCCCUCAUGUGAGUGAAAUUUGGCUUUCCAGAGGGAGAUUUCGUAUCUAAAUCCCGCACACAAUAACCGCAAGUAAACUUGUUUAACCGUACCACGAUCGUUUCCUGAGCUGAAGUAUCCAGUAGAAAUCCGUCGGAAACCUUCAAUUGUACCAUUUAUCACCUGAAGAGGAAAUUGCCAAACCAAUAAAAUAAAUCGUUACGGAGCACUUAAAUAAAGCAUCAUUUCAAAAAUCUAAUGCGAAAGUUUUUACUAUAAAAUGAUCAUUGCUCCCUCACUUACUUAUUUGUUCGUAUAAUGCUGCGGUCCGGACCCAAGUAAACUUCAUUUUUCAUUACACCUCGAAACCUAACCUCAAAAUGUUUGAUUAUUCCCAGGUCAUUUUGAGAGAUCCAACAGGUCUAACUUAUGAAUCGGCCUUCAAAUAAUUCAUAACGAUCAGAACUAUUUCAUAAGGACGCUCGAAG
This is a messenger RNA of Aedes albopictus (Asian tiger mosquito), 1772 nucleotides long. RefSeq lists its product as uncharacterized. The record is from RefSeq and is a predicted model, not a curated record. Lineage: Eukaryota; Metazoa; Arthropoda; Insecta; Diptera; Culicidae. Bases 264 to 1355 code for a protein of 363 amino acids. Gene Ontology annotation, biological process: SCF-dependent proteasomal ubiquitin-dependent protein catabolic process. Gene Ontology annotation, molecular function: protein binding. Gene Ontology annotation, cellular component: SCF ubiquitin ligase complex. The transcript is spliced from 2 exons.